Messenger RNA from Sebastes umbrosus (honeycomb rockfish), 5906 nucleotides. It is a transcript of the gene ube2o, whose product is annotated as ubiquitin-conjugating enzyme E2O. Bases 149 to 4345 code for a protein of 1398 amino acids. NCBI's taxonomy places the organism in Eukaryota, Metazoa, Chordata, Actinopteri, Perciformes, Sebastidae. The record is from RefSeq and is a predicted model, not a curated record. The transcript has 23 exons.
CGUUCCUCCGUAGCGACGUAACGUCAGCACGUGCACUCCGCUGCUGCUGCUUCCAGGUUACAUCUCAUUCCACCGUCAUCCUCCUCGCGCUCUGAGCAUCACCUCAUCACUCCCUGACAACAAGCAGCAGAGCAACGGCAGAGCAACGAUGGCGGAGCAGACCCUAGCAGCAGACCUAGCAGCAUCAGGACCAGACCCAGCAGAACCAGCAUCCCCGACCCGGAGCCCGACCCGGACCCCGGGGGGCCUCUCUCCCCUCAACAGCCCGGGCUCGGAGCCUCCCUCCCUGGCUCUGUCUCCCUCAGCGGACGGCUCCCAGCGGCUGCUCUUCUCCCACGACCUGGUCUCCGGGCGGUACCGCAGCUCGGUCCGGUUCGGCCUCGUACGGAUGAUCCACGGAGAGGAGGACUUUAACUCGGACUCGGACCUCGAUGAUGGCGGAGGUGGUGGAGGGAGAGGUGGUGGUGGAGGAGGAGGAGGAGGACGAGUCCCGGGUGGUGGUUCGGACACUGAGAGCGGUGCGGUGGACACCCCGAGUCGGCCUCUCUGUCGGGGGUUCGUCCGCGUCCAGUGGUACCCGGAGGGAGGAAAACAGGACAUCAGGGAGACAAAGCUGAAACUUGAAGAUCGAUCUAUCGUCAUUAGAGACAUCGUGCGACGAAAUCAUUCUAAUGACAACCAGUGUGGUAUUGUGACCAACAUUGACAUCGAGUGUGCAGUGAAACUAGUGGGAACAAACUGUGUUCUGUAUCCAGUUAACAGCAAAGACCUGCAGCACAUCUGGUCUUUUAUGUACGGCGACUACAUCGCCUACGACUUCUGGCUGGGGAAAGUGUACGACCUGACGAAUCACAUCAUCCUCAAGCUCUCCAACGGAGCCAGGUGCUCCAUGAGUGUUGAGGACGGUGCCAAGCUGUACGACGUCUGUCCUCAUGUCAGUGAUUCGGGUCUGUUCUUCGACGAGGCGUAUGGUUUCUACCCAGGCCAGGUCCUGAUCGGUCCGGCCAAAGUCUUCUCUAACGUGCAGUGGCUGUCGGGGGUCAAACCUGUCCUCAGCAGGAAGUGCAAGUUCAGGGUGGUGGUAGAAGAGGUGAAAGUGGUCGAACUGAAAGUGACGUGGAUCACAAAGAGCUACUCUCCCAAAGGAUCAGACAGCGUCUAUCCGCCUGCCUCCACCAUCACACAGGAGAAUCUCUGCAGGGUGAGGCGUCUAGGAUACUACGACCACACCCAGAGGCAGCUGGGAGAGAGGGCCCUAUAUGUAUUCCCUGCUAAGGGGGACGCCACGCGCAUCACCUGUGAAGGACCCGAGGGUGCCCCUGUCCUGCCCGAAGACCCCGUGGCCAGAAAGUUGAAAAGGAUGUUCAAGAAGGAUUCAGGGAAGAAGACGGAGAACGCCGACGCACAAGGGGAGCACAAAUCAGAGCAGACAGACUCGUCUCAUCCCAACAACAACAACGGCCCGGUGGUGCCCGUCCAGAACCCUCCGGACUCCCAGAACACCAGCGACCCCUCAGUUGAACACGGAGAGCAGGACGCUGACGACGAGGGUGCUGAAGACACUGACGACACCAGCUCUCUGACGUCGUCGGCCAGCUCCACGGCCUCUUCUCAGAGCGGCGGUCUGGGAACCAACCGUAAGAAAAGCAUCCCGCUCUCCAUCCGUAACCUGAAGAGGAAGCACAAGAAGAAGAGGACCAAGUUCUCCCGCGAGUUCAAGCCUGGAGACCGGGUUGCAGUGGAAGUCGUGUCCACAAAGACCACGGCUGAUGUGAUGUGGAAGGACGGGCAGGUGGAGAGGGGGAUCCGAUCAAACGACCUCAUCCCCAUCCAGCACCUCGACAGCCACGAGUUUUGUCCCGGGGACUUCGUAGUAGACAAACGGCCCCAAGCCCUCCAGGACCCGGGAGUGUACGGUGUGAUCCAGUCCGGUGAUCACAAGGGCAGAACGUGUGUCGUCAAGUGGAUCAAACUCAACUCAAGCAGCGACGACGUGGAGGUCUUCGGUAUGGAGGAGGAUGUCAGCGUGUACGACAUCGCAGAUCACCCAGAUUUCCACUUCCACACCACCGACAUCGUCAUCAGAAUAUGGAACUCAGAGAACGGACACAACGACUGCGAAAAUGAGACGUCGGUUGGCCAGGUGUCCAGGGUGGAUGUGAGCAGCAAAGUGGAGGUUGUGUGGGCGGACAACUCCAUGACCAUCGUCCUGCCGCAGCACCUCUACAACGUGGAGUCUGAGAUCGAGGAGACGGACUACGACUCGGUGGAGGAGACGAGCAGCGUCCUGUCCACCGAGGAGUGGGAGGACGAGAGCGACAGCUGGGAGACGGACAACGGCCUCACCACCGAGGACGACAGCCACAACGUCAACAACGCAGAUGUCACCGAGACGGCGACCCCGACCCCGACCCCCACCGGCUCCACGACGUUCAUCAUCCCCCCUCAGGAGGGCGGCAAAGUCGGGGUCACCAGCCCCACUAAAGGAGCCCCUGGAGAGGAGGGAGAGGCGUCUGUAGCUGCUGCUAGUCCUGCUUCUGCAGGAGGAACGACUCCAGGAGCAGUCAACGGAGCGGAGAAGCCCAUUAAAGACGGCGCCUCUCGGGGCUUCAGGGAGUUGAAAGAGGCCCUGAAGAUCCUGGAGAGCCUGAAGAACAUGACUGUUGAGCAGCUCUGGACUGGCGGUUCUCCGACCUCCCCGACAUCCGCCGAACCCGCCUCCGCGACUAAUGUAGCGAGUUCGGUGACGCCCACGGCCCCGGAGAAACCCACCAAGGAGAAGCGCUUCCUGGACGACAUCAAGAAGCUGCAGGAGAACCUGAGGAAGACGCUGGACAACGUGGCCAUCGUGGAGGAGGAGAAGAUGGAGGCUGUGGUGGAGGCAGGGGGGAGCGGAGGAGCAGGGAUGGAGGUAGAGCGAGCUGGAGAGGAAAAGCCCCAGCAGGAGCCGCAGACACCGGUGGGUGGACAAGAAUGGCCCAGCGAGUUCCUCAGCGACACACCAGUACUGUGCCAACAGAGUGGCGGCAAGCCUGGCGUCACCUUCACCAGUGCCAAGGGAGAGGUGUUCUCUGUCCUGGAAUGGGCUCCAGACACACACUCAUUUAAGAAAAUGGAGUUUCAGCCGGCAGAGGCGAAGAAGUUCUUUAGCACAGUGAGGAAGGAAAUGGCUCUACUUGCCACGUCACUGCCGGACGGCAUCAUGGUCAAAACAUUUGAGGAUCGCAUGGACCUGUUCUCAUCUCUGAUCAAAGGGCCGACUCGUACGCCCUACGAGGACGGUCUGUUCCUGUUCGACAUCCAGCUGCCCAACAUCUACCCAUCUGUGCCGCCUCUGUUCCGCUACCUGUCGCAGUGCAGCGGCCGCCUCAAUCCCAACCUCUACGACAACGGCAAGGUCUGCGUCAGCCUGCUGGGCACCUGGAUCGGCAAGGGCAAUGAGAGAUGGACCAGUAAGUCCAGUCUGCUGCAAGUCCUCAUCUCCAUACAAGGCCUUAUCCUCGUCAACGAGCCUUACUACAACGAGGCCGGCUUCGACAGCGACCGAGGCCUACAGGAAGGAUAUGAGAACAGCCGCUGCUAUAACGAGAUGGCCCUGAUCAAGAUGGUCCAGUCCAUGACGCAGCUCCUCCAGAAUCCCAUCGAGGUCUUCAAACAGGAGAUCCAGGAGCACUUUGUGUCCAACGGCUGGCGGCUCGUCCACCGUCUGGACACGUGGCUCGAGUUGAACGACGGCGCCGAGAGGUGUCAGGCGGCGCACGUGACCUCCAGGUCUCAACACUCAAAAGACCGACCGUCGUCCGUGGAGCCCCUGGACGAGCAGGGCCCCGUGGCGGUGGCUCACAGCAGCCCCAGCAAGCCCGGGGAGGAGGGGGUCACAGGAGCGGGAGUUCCCAGUAUUAUGGAGGAGGAGCUGGAGGAUUCAGGGCUGAGUCCCUCCACCACAGCGGCCUCUCAGCAGGAGCUGAGCCAGAACUCAGACUGCGACAGCACCCAGGGGGGCGCCUCUCUGGGUGGUGAAAACAGGGGCGCGUCCACGGUCGCUGGCUCUGUAGUCCGCGGCGUUGGGGCGUUGGAAUUAGGUUCAGCCACAGUUAGCGGAGCAGUGGUGUGCUCCGCAGGAAGCCAGCCGGUGGUGCGACCAAAGAAGCGGAGAAAGAGCUACCGGAGUUUCCUCCCAGAGGGCAGCGGCUACCCGGACAUCGGCUUUCCACUCUUCCCGCUCUCUAAGGGCUUUGUGAAGAGCGUUCGAGGUGUGCUGCUGCAGUACCGAGCUGCGCUGGCCGCCGCUGCUAUCCCUGAGCACACAGAGGACAAUGUCUCUGCAGACGAGUAUGAUGGAUAAAGAGGGGGCGGACCUCACAUGCGCUCACCCAUUUGCACAAACCUACGGGAGUCACACAGGAACCCUCAUCUGUUCACAGGUAAACACACGGAGCUUUUACUGGAGGCCUUCCCAAGUUUCUCUUUUGGCCUCGGCGGGACUUUAAUGGAGGACGCAAAAAAGGACUGAAUGAGAUGAAAAAUCAGUGCCAUUGAACCCUCUUCAUCCACCUCGCCUCCAGCAGCAUCCACCGUACGGGUGGGGGAUUCGCUGGAUAAACCACUCUGCCGUCUCAAUCAGCCUGAAAAAAUGUAAAAGCAGACUCGUGAUCGUCGCUGCAUUUUGGACGGGAUCAAAGACGGCCUAAAAAACUGCAAAGCCCAGCUCUCCUGGCUGUUGGGUCAGCUACGGCUGUCUGUAGCACUACUGAUACUAUCGCUGUACCAUCCUGCACUACAACAAACGAAUGGACAAUCUGGUCUGGGAGAGGCGACGCCGUAUAAAUACUCCGACCAGGAGGAUUCUUUUUAAAUAGAAAUCACUGGUUGUACGCUUUCUGCCAAAUUCUCUCAACACACAAAAUAUUCAAGUAGAACGUACUGAAUGUCAGUAAAACUGCCAACCACAACAGCUCCACUACACGCUGGUAUUUUCCUUCGCCAAUCACUCGUACUGAACCACGCAGCAAACACCGAGUGACAAAGUUUACAUACGAAUCACCUCCGGAGGUCAGACCGCUGUAGCUGUUUGGUGCGUAGAGAAGCCAGCCAGGCACAGGACGACAGGCUCUAUGUGAAGGCGCGUGCGCUCUAGUCGAGGCUCAACACAGCCGCCGCCGCCGCCGCCGCCACAUACAAAAGUUCCAUUCACUUUCUGUAGAAUUUAGCAAAGUUGUUCGAUCACCAAACUGGAACUCGUGCUUUUGGUGUUUUGAUGCAUUUUUAAGUCGUUUUACUCUCAGAGGCUGAAGUGUUGGUGUCAGAGCGGAUUUUUUUCCCACAAUGCUCCACUUGUUUGUGACGGAGGUGAACCCACAUCACAUUUAAAGAAUAAAUAGGAGAGAAAGAAAACCAUACAGCAUCCAUUCCGUCAUCUCAUGUCAACAUGUUGCCUUACUUGAAUUGUUCUUAAUAAUCUCAGAUCAUUGUGUUCAGAGCUGCUCGUGUCACGCUUUAGACAUUAACCUAAACAGGCCUAGACACACGUAAAAACCACUAAAACCAUGCUCCAGUGUUUUCCUCCUUAAUAGCAGCUCUUAAACUCUCACACAUAGACUGUAUAUAAAGAUGUACGACGCGUCUCCACUUCCUCCCACUGCACAGAAGUGAAGCCAAAAUGAUCCCAGAUACGGGAGAUGAUAUCUUGAGAUUUUGACGUCAUUUGGAACCAGAGUGUGCGCUGUAGUGAUCGGUUGGUGUAGCCGCGGUAUCGAGAUUGCCCGCUCGAACCAAUCGCUAGCCGAGCACGGCCACAGCUCGUCGUCGAGAGAGACUAAAAACUGCCAAGCAUGACGUCUCACCCCCUUUGUAAAGCAUCAAAUAACUCAUUAAAACCAAACUUAUCAGAAAAAUGAACACAUCAG